AUGUCAAGUGGUUCAAUGGAGGACGAGCUCAAGAAGGCGUUGUCUGAAUUUCCAGCCGAGAAGUUCCAUCAUUGCAGGGGCAUUGGCAAUGCAGAAGGCUUACUGGAGCUGAUGGCCGACCACGCUACCAUGCAGAAACUUCAGAGCUUUUGCCAGGCCAGCCAGCGCUUUGACGCAAUGGUGGAGGAAGAGAUGUCAGAAAAUCCUGAAGGGCAGCUUCCACAGAUUUCAGAAGCCACCGAAGUGAACCAGCUCAUGGAUUCAAUGACCUCUUUUUUCCAACGGCGAACCAAAGAGUCACUGGAGGUCUUGCGUGGCCAGCUGGCCGCCUACAGCAAGUGGGGAAAUGGAGGGAACUUCCAGAAGGAUGUGAGCACCAUCCAGGUGAUCAUCAAGAAUGCAGUUCCGGUGUUGCAGAUGCUCAAGGUGGAUGGGUGGGAAAAGGUGGACGCAGCUGCAGCAGUUGAGCCGAUGAUGGAGCUCCUCAAGGCGUUUCAGGACUGCUUUCCAGUGGUGCAGAAGAUUGAGCAAGAGCUCACGCUUGAUGGAUUCAUAACCUGCUCGGCAGAGUUGGUCAAAGUAGUUUCUGGGCAACACCUCCGCUCUUUGAAAGAAUUCCAAAGCUCUGCGCCAGAAGGGUGUCCUGACGCAUGUCUGGACUUCAUCAGUUUGAUUGUGAAGGCAUUCGAUGAAGUUGCGAUGAAACCUAAGACCUGGGUAGCAUGCCUGCUCCAGCAGGGACGCGCGCAGGAUCUUGUGGAUCUGAAGGCUUCAGUGAAAGCAAGCCUAGGAGGUCCUGUGCAAGACAUUUGCAAUGGUGCAGAAAUCCUUUUGAAGUUUGAUUCCAAGGAGGGCAUCCUGUCCAAAGCAAGCUAUGAGAGCAAGUCCGAUGUCAAGGAAGCACUGAUGUCCUUGAUGCAGCUGAAAAGCUUGCAGACCGAUGAGCUCAUCAAGUGUUUGCCAGACACAGUCGACAAGUACAAUGCUGCGAAGGGCAAAAUCAGCCAGUGCAUCUCUGACCUUGCUGCGAACAUGAAAGCUACGAAAACGGAGUGCCUCCCCUUCCACCAGAAGUUUUCCAAAGUGCUGGAGUGCUGCUCCACUUGGGAUUUCGGUGAGGUUGGCGACCUGAUUGACAACACCGACUCCGAAAAUGGCAAGCUAGUUGAAGCAGCGAUGAAAGGGAUCAUGCCAGGUCUUGCUAAGAUCCAAGACGCGGAGGAGCUACUUUCCACAGUUGUUGCUUGGCUUCCUAGCAAGGACUCGUUGGGACUGGAGGAGAAGAUGUUCGGAGCAGUCAAUGAAGCUAUGACGAGUUGGCCGACCGCAUCCAUGCUUGGUUUGGACAUUCUAGCCCCGAUGGCAGUUGAACUUCUGCUUCGUGAGCAUGGUGGGGCCAUUGACAAAUGCUCUGAGAUUCUGGUGGGCAUUGAUUCAUUGCAGAAAUACGCUGCCAAGACCCUGAAGAUCAACCGAAAGGAUUGGCCAAAGGUGAUUUCCGACCGCGCGGAGAAGGCGGUCAAGGACUGGACAGAGCGGGAGAAUGCUUUGGCAUGCAGGUAUCGGCUUUUGUAUGCAACCUUCUUCUGUGUAGCUGCAAAGUUCAGCAGCAGAUGA
Molecule: messenger RNA, 1617 nt
Organism: Cladocopium goreaui
Lineage: Eukaryota; Dinophyceae; Suessiales; Symbiodiniaceae
Source: the annotation of a GenBank genome assembly